UUAUAGGUCAGACCCUUCGCCCUUCCGGAGCUCACAUUCCCAGUUAGACAACAUCGAGACAGAUACAUACAGCCAGGACAUACAAACAGUAGAAUAAAAUCCUUAAGCCAAUACAAGAAUGGGCAGUAAGGUAUUUCCAUCAUACAUAAACCAUGGAGGAAGAGGAGGAACCUGAGGACCAGAGAGGGUAAGUGACUUGUCUGAGGUCACACAGCAAACAAGGCGUCCUCCAAAGCUGUCUCUUGAGAUGCUCAUGAAUGUCAACCCCUAAGGAUAAAAGGAGAAUCAAGGGAGGAAUAUUCAAGGGAAAUCGAUUCUCCAAAUAUGUCCCGCGGUAGUGCUGGUGGCCAUGGUUCCCGGAGUCAGAAGGAGCUGCCAACAGAGCCCCCUUACACGGCCUACGUAGGAAACCUGCCUUUUAAUACUGUUCAGGGAGACAUAGACGCGAUCUUCAAGGAUCUCAGCGUAAGGAGCGUACGACUAGUCAGAGAUAAAGAAACGGACAAAUUUAAAGGAUUUUGCUAUGUAGAAUUUGAUGAGGUGGAUUCCCUUAAGGAAGCUUUGACCUAUGAUGGUGCGCUGUUGGGUGAUCGAUCGCUUCGAGUGGACAUUGCUGAAGGUAGAAAACAAGAUAAAGGUGGCUUUGGAUUCAGGAAAGGUGGACCAGAUGACAGAGGAAUGGGUGGCUCUCGAGAAUCCAGAGGCGGAUGGGAUUCCCGGGAUGACUUUAAUUCUGGCUUCAAGGAUGACUUCUUAGGAGGCAGGGGUGGAGGCAGUCGCCCUGGUGACCGGCGAACGGGUGGUCCCCCAAUGGGGAGUCGCUUUAGAGAUGGGCCUCCCCUUCGGGGCUCUUCAAUGGAUUUCAGAGAACCAACAGAAGAGGAAAGAGCACAGAGGCCCCGACUUCAGCUUAAACCUCGAACAGUUGCUACCCCCCUCAAUCAAGUAGCCAAUCCCAACUCGGCUAUCUUCGGCGGAGCCAGGCCCCGAGAGGAAGUGGUUCACAAAGAGCAGGAAUGAGCUCAAGGUCGGGAGGGAAUGGGGGGAGAGUUAUUGAGUGAGACAGCAGCAGAGUUCAUUGCUCUGGACGUCAGCCCUGCAGUUACCAUUCCUGCCACCUGACAGUUUGUCCUCCUCCUCUCUUGAAACUGAAAACACAGAGCUUGUGAAUGCAUGUCAGCUGUUAACAAGUGGUUUUUAGUACGUUCUUGGCUUUGCUGUAUCUAGUGCCUGUUUUGUGCUGUUUUCCCCCACCGCCUUGGUCCUCCCUCCCUGUUCUCCUCUUCAUCUUUGCAGCACGGGGUCUCUUGCAGAUGAAUGAAAGCUGCCGUCAUCAGUGAGGGUGGGAGUUCUGGGGAUGAGGUGUGCUGCUCCAUUUCCCUCCUUAGCUUUUUCUGUUUUACUUUAGAAACACUGGUUAGACUUUGUUAAAACUCCAAUAUCGUUUCCUUUGGAUUUCCCUCACUUCUCUUCUGACCUGCAUGUUUCGUUCUGGGUUGCUGUGGCUCCAAAGAGGAAAUAGGAAAGAAUUCCCCAACAGGUUGGACCACCUGUUCCCCGACCUACAUGGAGAAUUGGCCGCCUUCUCUAAGGCUAGGGAUCAAACACUGGCGUAGUCCUUCCAACCAGUUCACAGGUAGUUUUCUUUACCUUGCACCCCCACCCCCAAUUCCUCUCCCUAAACAAAUAUGCUAAAGCAGAAUAGGCUCCAAUUUUAAAGUAUAGCUUAUCUAUAUAGAAAAUGUAUAGUGUUGUGAAAUUUAUGGUGGAGAAUGGUUAUUCACUUAGAGAAGCAAUUGGCUUCACUCCCACAGGUCUGUGGAUCAUAGCUCUGCCCAAACCCAAAUCCCAACUAGUGUACUUCUUUUAUCAGGCAGAUCCGAGGGCUGUGUUCAUUUAACUCUUACUGCAAACUGCAAUCUUGUCUUUAUCUCACCUGGGAUGCAGCACAGCGGUGCAUAUCUGUGCCUAUUCAAACCUAAAAAAUGCUCGAUGAGUCUUUGCUUUUUAAAAAAUUACCCACUUUUUUUAGUUUGACAUGUUUGGUAAGUAACUUUUAAAUGCAGGUUUAUGCAGAUAACGUUGACUUUGUGUUGUGUUGGAAGGAAUGUAGAACUUACUCUCCUUGGCCACAUAGUUUGCAUCCAGCCCCAGUAUUUCUUUGUCCUCAAGUGUAAAUGAAUAGUCCAUAGUGAGAUGCUGUGCUUCCCAUCACCAUUGUUAAAAUGAGUCACCAGAGCUGACCCUAGGAUCUGGCGAUGUUGGGUCUCAUUCAUAUUCGUCAAGAACCUGGAAGCAUUUCAUGGGUAGCUCUAAAGUUGAAGCCCCGUGCCUCUUCGAGCCUGAAGGCUCCUCAGGGGAGAGUUUACUUUUCACUGGCAAAAUCUUCAGGAAAGUCAAAGAUAAAGCUCUAAGGUUGGGGACUGAGACCAUUUGGGGGCUAACCAGUAUCUAGAAAGAAGCCAGAAUUGUCAGGGUUUCUUGGAAACCUUGGCCUCUUAGGUCAGUUAUGCUUGGAUAGCAGCAGUGUUGUUGACUCCCGAUUCCUGGCUUCAGUUACUAUUAUCUUUGUUCCAGAGUUACAGCAAUUUACAGGACCCCUUCCUCCUCUCUCCUGCUUCUUCCUUCCUUUCCUCCCUCCUUCCUUCCACCUGUCAUACUCUCUGCUCCUAAGAUAAGAAACCAUUUGUGUAACACCAACACGUAAUUUAAGAAAGACAUGCAUUGUGUGGUUGUAAUCCAAACGGAUGCUUUCAGAUGACCUACUUACAUCUUCAAUGUGGAAAAGAUUAAGAACAGCAGCAGCAACAAAUCUCAACUUCUGGUUAAUCCAGAUGCAUUUUAAAUGUGAGAAUGGAAUUCCAAACACUUAACCCAUUCUGCUUCAUGACAGAAAGUAAAUUUAUGGAUAUGGUAUUUUGUGAAUGAUCUUUUAAAUAAAAGAAAACCUUAAGUAAUCUUUUAAUGCUGGUCUUUAUUUAUGAGUCUCCCUCAGUUUGUCAACUGCUCACCAUGACUUGUUGCUAAAACUUCUAUGAGCUUCUUUAUUGGAAAGAGAAGACCCAGUUUAAAUGAUUUGUAGUGUUUGCUGUGAUUUUGACUUAACAUUGGAAAAUGGCAAAAAUCCUUAAUGAGAAAUGAAUUAAAACUCUAGCAACUAAAUCGGAGCUGACAUCUCAUUUCAGCUUUUUGUCCACCCUCUCUGUUCCUUGUUUUUCUAAAGUUGGAAAAGAAGUUGUUUCUACCAGACAGAAACAUAACCCUCAGAUGUAGUCUGGCAAUAGCUCUGAGCUGGGAAAUGGGGGUGGAGGGGGAGCAGGGAAGAGAUGACAAGAACCCUUUUCUAAAUCUGGGGAAUUCUCAUAAUUUCAUGAUCUGGGCAAAGUAGAACAUAGCAGUGAUUGGUCCAGGUUUUUUGCAACCUGUUGGACUUCCUGGAGGAGACGAUCCUAUUGUGGUUCCCCCCCUUUAUUUGUUAAACCAGGACAGAGUAAAGAAUAUUCGGCCUAAUUCAAAUGCCAGGUACAGGAAACUUUUGAGAAACCUUCUAGUUGGGGAACCUAGUGGAAAGCAGGUAGAAUUGUAUGGUGCACUAAGAAAGUGCUGCUUAUACAAAGAUGCUUAGGAUAUUCAAAAUUGAUAGCCUGCCUGAGGAUCAGAGCAAGGGACCUGGGACAUCACCUGAUUCUUGCAAGGCACAAGAUUCAUUUGGCUCACUUCUACAGGGGUUUGUUUCUAAACAGCUUGACAAAUUCUCCCACCCUCAUUAUUCUAUUGCCCAUUUCUUUGCUUUCCAGGGAAAGUUAAAGGCUUUCUUUUCCCCUUUGAAUGAUUGGGUCCUAGAAAAAAAAAGAAAAUGGCAGUGAAACUUUGUUUUUUAACGGUUUUUGGUUUUGAAGAAGGGAAAAGACCCUUUAAACUUGGUUGUCUGCUCAGCCUUAAUUAAAGCUAAAACUUAGUUUCCCCUAAUGAUAAGGUGUUUCAGCUUUUUAACAGAAGUCCAAGGCUCAUGAUUAAUGCUGACCUAGUGAGAUCUGCUUUCCUUGGUAUAGAUUCUGUUUUCUAACAGUAAGAUCCUAGGCUGAGUCGGGAAACAAAUUCUGGGGUCAUCUGAUCUUAAUCUCCCCUGGUUUAAUUGACAGGAUAAAAAUGAGGCCCGUGAUCACCCUGGUAUAGGCAAUUUUGAGUUUGUUUAAAGCAGCCUUAUCACUAUCACUACUUGGUAAGGAAGUAGCCCCUAGAUUUUUUGACAAGGUUGGUUCCAGGAAUUGGCAUGUUAAUACUAGAAAAUAGCCAUCAUCGAGAUGCAAAGUCAGCAAGUCAGGAGCCAGUGUCUGAUAACCCAAAACCCUUGUGUGUGGUUACUGUGUUAAGUGGGAGACUUUUAGAAAAAGGUAAAGAACUCUGAUGAAGAAUUACGUGUCAACUGUAGAACAUUAAGAGACUGGAAGGACUACUUGGUCUCCUAAGUCACUUAGGCUGAGGCCUUCCUGUCAUCCAAAGUCUUCCUAUUCUUCCAGGAUUUCUUAUUGAGCCUCAGACUCUUCUCCAUAGAGAGAAAUCAGCUUCUAUAGCUUGUGUUUCUCACGGGGGGUUACAGGGAAUUCAUGCAAAAAGUUUUCAAUAAAGUAGGUAAUUCUGACUUGGGGAAACUCCUUGUGUAUAAACUAGAGUACAAUGGUUUCUCCUCGGAGCUUUGCAUUGAGAAUAAGUGGCACCUGAACCAGUCUUGGGGUAAAGGUGCCUGUUCUUAGGAUUUUAUCUGCUGCCCCCUCCCCGAUGUUUCUAAAGACAGCAAAGAUUAAAUUGUAGUUGCCACUUCAUUCUGAUUUGCCCCUCUUGAACGGAAUUUUAAGCCCUGCUGAGCAAUGGGAUGUUGGUUGGAGUUCUUUGAACAAGUCUUAGACACUCUAUGCUGGCACUGUCUGCUUGGCUGAAGACCCCAUCAUCUCCCAGAGGCUUCCCUAGUGUUCUUCAGGCAUUUACUUUUUGGUUGUAUUAUUCUGGAGCAAUAACAGACUUGAACUCUAGCAGGAAGUUCCUUUAAGCUCUUUCCUGGCCCAUGGCUAAAGAGUCCACCUAGAAGCGAGUUUUAUCUUCCAAAAGCAACCUGCUCCUGUGGAAGGUGAGCUGUAGGGAGCCCCGAUGAGGGAGGCGAAAGGAAGGAGUGUCUGAUGCAUAUGCCUGGAGAGGAAGGAACAACUCUGGAACCACAGCUAGUCUGUGCUAAGUAGCAAUAGGAAUUCCGGUUGCUUGUUUAGUGUGUACCCUUUUCAAACGCCAGUUGUGGGGCAGCUGGGUAGCUCAGUGCAUACAGAUACAUAGAGUCUGCUGGAGGGUCCUGGGUUUAAGUGUGGCUGUGUGACCCUGGGCAAGUCACAACCCCAUUGCCUAGCCCUUACCGCUCCUUUGCCUUAGAAUCGAUACUUUGUUUUGAUUCUUAAGACAGAAGAUAAAGAUUUUUAUUUAAGCAUUUUUAAAAAGUUGGACACUUCCAUCUUACCAAUUGGACCUCCUGGGGUGAAGAAGGAACUACUUAAAUUGUAAGCCGUAAUGGCAACGAAGGGGAACCCUAGACUUCUGGCCACAAAUGACACUGAUUGAUUUUUCUUUUUUUUUUUUUAACUCUGCGAGCUGCUAAAUUUAAGUGUGGUGGGCCUGAAUCUUGUCCACUGUGCAGGAUUCUUGAGGGCCCCUCUACGAUUUGAUAUUUGCACAUCCCUCCGAAUUUUGAUGACAUGAUUGGGAUCUGCAUAGCCAUGAUGAUGAUCAUCUCUGGCGCUUUUGGGCCCGGGACUACACCCUGUCUUUUUUUGCCCCGUCUCCCCAUCUCCCUAUUGGGAAAGUUGCCCCGGGACCAAAAAUGACGUGUGCAUUCCUUAUGUUUGUAGUUAAGGGCCGUGCUAGACACAGACAGCCAGGUCCUAAGAUAUGAAACCUUGGAGGGUGUCACGGACUUGGUUAAUACCUGACCAGAGAAUUCUUCUCUCCAUAUGUUUGACCCGAUGCAUAGAACUUCUCCAGGUGCUGAAAGGGUGGUACGUGGGUGGAUGGGCAAGGCCGUCAGUGCUACCUCCCUUCCACAGUCGGAGUGGUUAGCAAUUUUCUUUUCGGAUGGAGACUGACCAGUUUAAGGAAAUCAUAGACUCAGAGCUAGAUGGACCCUAGAGACGUGGCUAGCCGACCUAGACCAACGGCCUCACUUGACAGAAAAGGAACCGGCCCAUGAGUAACGAAGGGAUUCCUCCCAAGAUCACAGGGAGGAGAGUUGGGACCAAACCCCAAGUCGUCUGAUUGCAAAGUCCAGCCCCUUGCUGCCACAUCCCCUUCGCCCCUUAGAAUCCAUGAGGCUAUAGGGUGGUCGUUACAGGACAAUUGAGUUCAGGCCAAACUGCAGACCAAGUUGUGUUUCUGUCUGGUACCAGAGUGGGCAUUCUUUGUUCUCAUGAGGAGUUUGGGUUACUUUCUCACUAUGUGAGGUUGGCAGGCUUUUUUCUGUGUCUUCCUAGCUUCUUAGAGCCUUCCUUUUGUGGUUAUUGGAAAUUAAUUGAACCAAAAUAAGUAGUACGUACCUCAUUCUAUAACCUACUGCUAGAAUUUCUCUUCUGUAACCAACCUGUAUAAUUUGUAUCACUGUAUUAAAAACAAUAAAGUAUAGAAUUCCAACA
Molecule: messenger RNA, 6668 nt
Organism: Monodelphis domestica (gray short-tailed opossum)
Lineage: Eukaryota; Metazoa; Chordata; Mammalia; Didelphimorphia; Didelphidae
Gene: EIF4H
Product: eukaryotic translation initiation factor 4H
Molecular function (GO): RNA binding
Source: RefSeq, a predicted model, not a curated record